AUGCCCAUUGUUUGCGUAUUGGGCGCUGCAAUUGAUAAGUCAGACACAGAACCUCUGCUCAUGGCCUAUAAUGCGUCCAUGUCUGCAACCACUCCUUUUCCAUCUUGGUUAACGGCCUUUACUGGAAUUAAUCAAUGGCCAGGCCCGGACCCUCCCUACAUCCCACUUGAUUUUAUUGAUUUUUCCAAGAUCCCUAACCAUGGACUUCGUGGAAUGGGUGUCUGUCCCACCACUAGAGACAGCUGUUCGUUUGACUGCUACAAAUGUGUUAGCUAUGAUGACGUCUAUACCUGUCCAAAGCUCUCUCAAAGUUUUGAUGAUGGUCCUUCUGCAUUCACCGAUAGACUUUUAGACAACUUGAAUCAUAAGGUCACAUUUUUUACCCUUGGUAUGAAUGUCGUUAGAUACCCUGAGACUUAUUUGAAGGCAGUUCAAAAAGGACAUUUGAUGGGUACUCACACUUGGUCUCAUAAAUUCUUGCCAUCGUUAACCAACGAGCAAGUAGUGGCACAAUUCGAGUGGUCUAUUUGGGCAAUGAAUGCAACUGCAGGCCAUCUUCCUAAAUGGUACAGACCACCUUAUGGAGCUAUUGAUGACAGAAUUAGAGUUAUAGCCAGAAUGUUCGGUAUGCAGGCCGUUGUUUGGGAUUACGAUCUAUUUGAUUGGAGAAUGGAGACAGUUCCACCUACAAAAACCAAACAGCAGGUACUCGAAGAUGCAAGAAGAUUCAAAGCUCAAGGACGUGGUGGUUUUACUUUGGAGCAUGACGCAUAUGCCUCCACUGUAGAUGCCGCUAUUGAAGUAAGUAAAAUCUACGGACCGGACCAGUUGACUGCGGCACAAUGUGUGGACAGCUUCGAUUAUAUCAAGCAGUAUCAAGAAGACGACGGCAAAUAA
This is a messenger RNA of Brettanomyces nanus, 897 nucleotides long. RefSeq lists its product as uncharacterized. Gene Ontology annotation, molecular function: chitin deacetylase activity. The transcript has a single exon. NCBI's taxonomy places the organism in Eukaryota, Fungi, Ascomycota, Pichiomycetes, Pichiales, Pichiaceae. Gene Ontology annotation, cellular component: prospore membrane. The record is from RefSeq and is a predicted model, not a curated record. Gene Ontology annotation, biological process: carbohydrate metabolic process; ascospore wall assembly. The coding region runs from base 1 to 897 and encodes 298 amino acids.